This is a messenger RNA of Helobdella robusta, 1201 nucleotides long. RefSeq lists its product as hypothetical. Gene Ontology annotation, cellular component: nucleolus; Noc4p-Nop14p complex; small-subunit processome. The record is from RefSeq and is a predicted model, not a curated record. Gene Ontology annotation, biological process: maturation of SSU-rRNA. Bases 26 to 1084 code for a protein of 352 amino acids. Lineage: Eukaryota; Metazoa; Annelida; Clitellata; Rhynchobdellida; Glossiphoniidae. The transcript is spliced from 9 exons.
UCCGCACGAAAUUAAAUUUUUAAAAAUGGCGAAAACUAAAAAAAAUCAUUCCGAUCUGAUGCGUAGAAGAUCAAUGAAAAAUAAAAGUGUUAGCAAAUUCGAGAUUAAAGUUAACAAACAGAAACAUCACGUUUUAGGGCAAAAAUUAAGUAAGUAUGACAGGGGGAUGCCCGGAGUUUCUAAAUCGAAAUCCAUCAAGAAGAGAAUGGAGACGCUGUUGGUGGAGUAUCAAAAGUUGAAUAAGGCAAACCAAUUCUUAGACCAUCGCGUCGACGAAAAGGAGAAAAAUCUCUCAGAAGAUGCAAAGGCCAUUAGGCGACUUAAAUUGUCUAAAAAGAAUCUCUACAAUCUAAAUGAUGACGACGACUUCAACUACGAUGACGACUGUGAAGAUGAUGACAAAAACAACCAACUAACUCAUGCUGGAAAAUCUCUCUCUCAAAUAGAAAAUUUUGAUGAUGACAACUGGAGUUAUGGUGACGACGAUGAUGACGAUGAUGAUGAAAAUAAGGGGAAAAUAUCGGGAAAGAUUGUGGCAGAGGAACAUUUCGGUGGCUUCAUGAAAGCCAAACAGGACAAAAAGGACGACGGUGAAGGUGGUGAAAAUAGUGGGGAGGUUAAAAAGGUGAAAUCUCAUGCAGACAGGAUGGCUGAAAUUAUCAUGGAUUCUAUAAUCAAGAAGAACCAGAGAAAGAGAGAAAAAUUUGAACAUCUGAAGCAAGUUGAAGAGUUGAAUGCCAACAUGAAGAACGUACUGCCUCAGCUUAAUAUACAUUUGAGAAAAGAUGGAGAAGAUGAUGGGAAAAAUGAGAAACCAGACAGUCUUGAUAUUAAGAUGAGAAUGUUGCACUUUCUACCGAAAGGAACUCCAUCAGACAGGCUGAAAUCCAAAGAGGAAAUUGAUCGACUCGAGAGGGAGAGGCUGAAAAAAUCGGAAGAAGAAAGGAUUGAAAGAAUGAAGGGUGACCCGAAGGUCAAGGGGUCAUCUGCCGUUAGAGUGCACCAAUCAGCUGAUGACUUGAACGAUGACUAUUGGUUACCUGAGAACAAAAGGAAAGACAAGAAAGUUUCAUUUGCUGGAUGAUGACGACGAUGAUGAUGAUGAUGAUGGUGGUGAUGAUGACAGAGAGAACGUAAGUAGCGGUAAUAAAGAUAAAAGCAAGUUAAAAAUGAAGCCUGGGAAUUCAAAAAAUGAUGAUGA